Molecule: messenger RNA, 333 nt
Organism: Nicotiana tabacum (common tobacco)
Lineage: Eukaryota; Viridiplantae; Streptophyta; Magnoliopsida; Solanales; Solanaceae
Source: RefSeq, a predicted model, not a curated record
AUGUCGAACUUGUCAAAGCUUGAGUUUGUGGCACUUGAUAUUUCUGAAAAGAACUAUCUAUCAUGGAUUCUUGAUGCUGAGAUUCACUUAGCUGCUAAAGGCCUUGGCAACACCAUUACUCAUGGUAAGGAGGCAUCAAGCCAGGACAAACCGAAGGCCAUGAUUUUCCUUCGUCAUCAUUUGGAUGAAGGUUUGAAAAUUGAAUAUUUAACAGUGAAAGAUCCACUAGAAUUGUGGAUUGGCCUGAAGGAAAGGUAUGAUCACCUUAAGGAUACGGUAUUGCCAAAGGCUCGAUAUGAGUGGAUGCACUUACGGUUGCAAGAUUUUAAGACC